Acanthoscelides obtectus is the source of this 318-nucleotide messenger RNA. The record is from the annotation of a GenBank genome assembly. NCBI's taxonomy places the organism in Eukaryota, Metazoa, Arthropoda, Insecta, Coleoptera, Chrysomelidae.
AUGUACAUAAUCCUUCAUCCAGCAGCAGUAAAGGAUCGCCGCCUGUCUUAUGCAUAUCACAAUGGAAAAUGUACCAAUCAGGUUGUAUAUAAAAACCAGUUUUAUAAGGUUCCCGAAACAGUGGCUAAUUUUCUUCAACUUGAAAAUGCUAACUCAUACACAGCUCAUUCGUUCCGAAGAUCGUCUGCUACACUUUUAGUUGAAUCUGUGGAAGACUUGAUGACACUAGAGAAACAUGGUGAUUGGAAGUCAUCGACGGUCGCAAAAGGAAAGAAAAAUCCUAAUUUCAACUACAACAACAACAACAACAACUGGUAG